AUUGCGGGUCAGCGGUCGGGGCAUCGCCCUUCGGUCUCUGAGCUGCGGCCGCAGCCGCAGCGGGGACCCCGGGCAUCGUCAGCGGGAGAGAGCCGGGGGAGGGACCCGCCCGGGAGGCGGCAGCGGGCGCCAGCUGGUGCCUCUGCGCCCCUGACCCCAGGGACAGGCAGCGCUUUGGGUUGUUUCUUGGGGUUGAGUUUGGGCACAGCCAGCGCGUGUGUGUGUGCCAGGAGCUCCCCAGCGAGCUGCCUGGAAGUGGUGCCCUUACACCGACGGAAAGGCAUCAGCUGCAGCUGGAGUCGCUCCGGACAGCAAUACCCCAUGCCGCUGAAACAACCAGAGAAGAGCCCAGUUCCCCCAACAUCCCAGAUUCUGGGUCUCAGUGACAUUUUAAAAGCUCCCCAUGAAGUGCGACUGUCUGGGUGCCGCAGAAGGUGGCUCAAAGAGACUGAUUCAGCCUAUGUGAGGCUGGCAAAGCAAGGAGACCAACCUGACCUACUGAAGCACUACACUCAUGUGGUGACGAAGUGCCCUCCAGCAGCAUAUGCUGCACCUGACUGGUACUCACACUGUGCCAAUCCUGCAGCGAUUGAGGAGCCACGGUAAGACUGCUGAGGCCUAGCACAUCUUGGCCUCUCUCUUCACCUAUUAACAUUUCAGAAUGCUUCUGUACUAAAGUGCAGGAUUUGUAUACCUUGUACAAACACACGUUAAAUCUUUGCCUACAGGAGCUGUGUUUCCUCUCUACCAGAUUAUAUGGUUCACAGAGAGUUUAAGAAUGACGACCAUCAUGGUAACAGUUACGAGGCA
Corvus hawaiiensis (hawaiian crow) is the source of this 810-nucleotide messenger RNA. RefSeq names its product chromosome 1 C7orf57 homolog (gene C1H7orf57). Lineage: Eukaryota; Metazoa; Chordata; Aves; Passeriformes; Corvidae. Bases 322 to 606 code for a protein of 94 amino acids. The transcript has 3 exons. The record is from RefSeq and is a predicted model, not a curated record.